AUGUCUAGUCGAAAGAACCAUGACCAAUCCGCCACGGGCCGGCGGAAGGGUGACAAGUAUCUUGUCUGCAAAGAGUCUCGCCCUCGUGACCCGCCCCAGUUGCUGGACAGGAACCUCCCCACGACCAGGAGAUUGACGAGUGCCACCCUCAUCCAGAGCCGGUUGAAGCUCGACAGCAACAUGCCGAUGGGGGCUGAGAUGGAUACGGCGAUGGCCUUGAACGUCGCGGACCCGACAAGCGGCUUUCCUCUCCACCUCACUCAGCGGAUAGAGCUCAGUAGUCAGCAUGACGACUUCUUCCCUGGCGACGCCGCCGCCAUGUUGACACCGAGUGCCCCACAUUCUGCGGCUAUCUUCCCUUCGACCACGACAGUCACCGACGGCCAGACCGCCGCAGCGCCCGACGUCGGCGGCCCUCAUAACCCCACCUCUGGUGGGGAGUAUGCCAGCGCUCGAGCAAUAGCCAAGAUGUUUAAGAGGAGUCGUGAACGAAAUAACUGGGUGGAGUACUGUAUACAGCAGAACACCGCCGGGCUCCGCAGUCACCGGGGCCUCGACGGAAGCCCCUCGAUGGAAGCCGACCCGUGCUGUCAUUUCUUGGGCAACAUCGAUGAAGCUUUCCCCGCCCAUUGA
Messenger RNA from Parascedosporium putredinis, 633 nucleotides. NCBI's taxonomy places the organism in Eukaryota, Fungi, Ascomycota, Sordariomycetes, Microascales, Microascaceae. The record is from the annotation of a GenBank genome assembly.